GUACGUCAAGCGAAUUUUGGAUGACUGCGGAAGGCAUCCUCUUCUGACAUCUUUGUCUCCCUCCCCCUUCCCAUCGACGACCACUGGAAUUCUACCUUUAAUUACCUGUUAGCAUGACGUCUCUACUUCGCGCGAUCAAGAUUCAGAACCACAGUUCCUACAAUACUGCACUUCUGCCAAUGCGAGCCAACCCUCCUCGUGCUGAACCGGAUGCUGCCCAGCUGAAAGAGAAGCUUGCUUCUCUGAAUCUAAAGGGCGAUGUUUCCGCUGCGCAAAUUAGCGCGGAGCUCGAAAAGUCUCCCAGUCCGCAAGAUGCGGAUGCAUUCUUUGUAGUCGCGAGCGGAGCCGAUUCAGGCUACGGGUCAACUUCUUCCACUCCCCAAGAAAGCAAACCCAAUUUCUUGGAUCGGACAUCGGUCCCUGUCUCUGUUCCUCAGGUCUUCGACAAGCCAAUUUCCGACGACCAACGGGAUCGUUUCUUCGACUUCAGAUAUCAAUACACCAACUCGCUCUGGAAAGCGAUAUCCAAGGGGAAUAAGAAAGCGCACCCGGGGGACAUUUCGAUGAAGUUGAAGUACAUGGGCUCUGACGAGGAGUCGGCCAAGCUUUCCAUCGUUAUACAGUGUGAGAAACGCGUUGCAAAAAGGGUGAGACACUUUUUUGCUCAGGAACACAUCAAACAAGAUCUGAAGCCCGAUUUCGAAGUCUAUAUCUUAGACAAGGGUGUAAUACGCCUGUCAACAGAGGACACGCUUGACGUCUUUGCCCAUCUUGACGGGAGAGUUACGUUUUGUGGUAUGAGCAUCCGUAUGGUGGUCGAUGCAGCAGAAACGAUUGCAACAUUUGGCGGCUUAAUAACUGUCACCAGAGGAGAAAUCACUGAAGUGUUUGGGCUCACAGCAAGUCAUCCAGUGGAAGGGAGCAAUGACGUUGACCGGUGGGAUGACGAUGAUUUCGACUCAGAGGAGUUCACAGACACAGAUUCGAUAUCUGAGCUAAACGAGAGUGACGCAUACCCACAACCGAGCCACUCUCCGAAGUUAAAUGCGAUGACCUCGAUUGGUAAAGUCGCCCAUGAUUCCCUUCGCCUUUCCUCAACAACUUCAGCCAACCAUGACUGGGCUCUGAUCAAGUUGAACACUGCCGUUCUUCUCCCCAACCUCGCCCCCGAUAGCCACCCGCCAAGCAUUUUUGGAAUCAAUCUGUUAGCCUCCAGAGUGCCGUUGCAACCACAGCAGAAGAUAGACGUGGUUGUUAUGACCAGCCACGGUCUCCAAAAGGGAUCUCUAGUGUCUAAUGGGUCAUCUAUCAUGAUGUUCCCAGGAAGGACCUUUUUGCAGACUCUAGACCUCGUCCUGCGCUCCGACUCAGAGCUCCGUCCUGGAGAUUCGGGAUCAUGGGUGGUGAGCGAGACCACACACGAAGUAUACGGUCACGUCAUAUCUGUGGAUGCGCUUAGCGAGGCUCAUGUAGUCCCUUUAGAGAGCACAUUGUCUGAUAUUCGAGCACAGCUUGAUGUGGAUGAAGUCGCUCUCCCAACAAAGGCCGAUCUGGAACUGUCUUGGACCGAAACGCCAAAGAUCACAGGGGAUUCCGCUAUGCCCAUGGGCGACUAUGAACUUGGCCAUGACCGUGAUAUAGCAGAGACCCAACACAAAGUCGGCUUGCAUGGCCUCACGUCAAUCCUCCCCCAAGAAAAGCAUCAGCCAGCUUGCACGAUACGAGAGAUUAAGGACUCCUCUGACAGCGCCUUGUCAGUUCUGCAGCCCGUUCUUAGAGUUCCACUGCCUCUGAGCUCCCUCGCGGAGCAAUCCAGGCAAUUCGCCAAAAACCAGAACGAAGUCUAUCUUUUCAGACAGACAAUAUUAUUAGACAGCCACGUGACAACUCGUGGGGAGCAGUCUACACCCACCCUACCAUCUUUGCACCCUAUGACAGAAGCCCUGUCAGGGAGCUCGAAAAAAAAUGGAAAGCAACGAUUGAGCGGUCUAUAUCACCGACUGAAGGUGAGGCUUUCGAGAAAGAAGAAGGUGCUGAGACUCGUGAAAGGGUGAUGAACUGGGUGACCCCUCCGUCCGUGACUUCAUAUCCCCGUGUUUCGCCCUAUAGCCAGGUCGAUUCACCGCAUCAUCAGCAGAGCGUGCAUUCGUCUGCAAAACCUUCCAUCGAGCCUGACUCGGGUUAUUCAUCCAUGACUAGCACGCCGGCCAGGCCACUUUUGUCAACUGAUUCGCCAAGCAACCUCUUAGAAUAUUCCGGUUGACAUCUGGAGUGUCAGGUGGGUGUCUAACUACAUACCAGGGGGUUAAGGCCCAAUCUAUAGAUCAAUAAACGUUGGAUAGCCCUGAAGCCAUCCUUAC
Podospora pseudocomata is the source of this 2360-nucleotide messenger RNA. RefSeq lists its product as uncharacterized. The record is from RefSeq and is a predicted model, not a curated record. The coding region runs from base 114 to 2054 and encodes 646 amino acids. NCBI's taxonomy places the organism in Eukaryota, Fungi, Ascomycota, Sordariomycetes, Sordariales, Podosporaceae. The transcript is spliced from 2 exons.